AUGUGUCUGGUCAAAGUCAAGCAGGAAGAAGAGGUUAUUCCUUACCGUAUCCACCAGCGCACCCGCUCCCCGCCCCGUCGCCGGAUAUCACAUGUGCGCCAGUCGCGCGAUAUUGCACGCCACUCGCGCGACAUUGAACGCUACUCACGCACCGAGAUAGUGCGCGAGUCGUCUCCUCGACCUUCAGCGUCCUACGUCUCGGUGCCGUCUCCAAAGCCUCUGCAGAUUCCCGCACCACAGCCAGUGCCGGUGUUUGUACAGCCUCCGCCACCUCCGCCACCAGCGCCUAUGCCUGUACCUCCUCCGCCUCCAAGCCACGUCUCUUCUCAUCAUACACAUUCUCACUAUGGUGGCGCACACUAUGUCGAAGUCUCACCACGAUCCAGUAUGAGCUCACGCUCCUCAAGUCCUGGGCGCAGCGAGUAUGUGUAUAGGGAGCGCGAAGUCAGGCGCGAGCGCGAAAGACACAGUCCCGAGAACCCUCGGUAUGAGCACUACCGAUACGUUGAGCCUGCAUCGAGCGAGAGUGAUCACUAUGAAAGGUAUCAGCGGGACCGCAGCAGGCAGCGCAGUCGCAGUCGCGGCGGCCACGAUGACGCCAGAGGAAGCUACAGGGAGACUAAUACCAGGGUCCAGUACAGAGGAUGA
Messenger RNA from Pyrenophora tritici-repentis Pt-1C-BFP, 648 nucleotides. NCBI's taxonomy places the organism in Eukaryota, Fungi, Ascomycota, Dothideomycetes, Pleosporales, Pleosporaceae. The record is from RefSeq and is a predicted model, not a curated record.